UGCGUCUGAGCUGCCGAUUAGGCUGAUCAGACCCGGAGCUACGAUGCAGUGACAGUCUUCAGGAAGACACACACAGACACACACACGCACACAUACACGCACACACACUCACAGACAGAGCGAGAAAGAGAGAGGGAGGGAGGAGGACGUGGAGUGAGAGAAACAGACGAAUGCGCACGGGAGAUGAUCCGCUCCUAGACUAUGGCACCGUCGGGCUCGCGUGGUAUCAAGUGGGGCUGCUGGAGAGUUUUGUACUGGAUCCCGGUCCUCUUCAUCGCCCUCAUAGUGGCAUGGUCGUACUACGCCUAUGUUCUGCAGCUUUGCAUAGAGUCAAUCGAAGACACAGGAGAGAAGGUCGUGUACUUGCUGGUGUACCAUGUCAUUUUUAUCAUGUUUGUGUGGGCUUACUGGCAAACUAUCUUCACCAAGCCCAUGAACCCCCUGAAGGAGUUUCACCUGUCCUACUCUGACAAAGAGCUGCUGGAGCGUGAAGAUCGGGGAGAGUCUCAGCAGGAGAUCUUGAGGAGGAUAGCCAAGGAUCUGCCCAUCUACACCCGCACCAACUCUGGAGCAAUCCGGUUCUGUGACCGCUGCCAGCUGCUGAAGCCUGAUCGAUGUCACCAUUGUUCAGUCUGUGAUAAAUGCAUCCUGAAGAUGGAUCACCACUGCCCCUGGGUGAACAACUGUGUGGGAUUCUCCAAUUAUAAGUUUUUCAUGCUGUUCUUGGCAUAUUCACUACUCUACUGCCUUUUUGUAACUGCUACAGAUCUGAAAUACUUCAUUAAAUUUUGGUUGAACGGCCUGCCAGACACUCAGGCGAAGUUCCACAUCCUGUUCCUCUUCUUCUCGGCCUCCAUGUUCUCAGUGAGCCUCGCUUCGCUCUUCAUCUAUCACUGCUGGCUCGUCUGCAAGAACAGAUCCACUCUUGAGGCUGUGCGUGCCCCAGUGUUUCGUCACGGCACAGAUAAGAACGGAUUCAGUCUGGGCUUCAGUAAGAAUUUCCGCCAGGUGUUUGGUGAUGAAGUCAAAUACUGGCCCAUUCCCAUUUUCUCCAGUUCAGGAGACGGUUGCUCGUUCCCUGCAUGCCUGGUGAAUCUGGACCCUGAGCAACCGUCAUCGCCCACCGACUCCAACCCUGCCAGCAAGGCUGCAGCAGACGGUCGCCAGUUCCCCUCCAAGCCGCUGAGGGAGAGUCAGAGUCGGCUGCUCACGAGCACCCCCUCCUGGUGUGAGAGUGACAGUGCAGCAGACAAGGACAAGAAGGGUGCAAGUAACCCGGGGAUGACCAUAGAAAACGAGGCGUAACCAGAGAUAGAGUCGACACCUUCUAUCCAGAAAAGUCUAUGCUGCCCCUUCUUCAGUGUUCGUGCCUACCAGAAUGUAACGUGGUGGUGACAUCAUCGAUAUUUGUUGUUUCCCAUAAUGCACCCUGCUUCUGAGAGGUUCACAUGACUGACACAUUACAUCUAAACCUGAGAAAAACUGGUAAUUAUUAUCACCUGUGUUAUUAUGAGCAGGAUUGUCCGCUGCUAUCUGAAAGUGAUUGAGCCUCCGAACAAGAGGAUUCAAGUUAUAACUGCAUUCCAGCAAUCAGAUCUCCUUUCAUUUGUAUAUGAAUAAGCACAGAGCAGCGAUGGAAGAGGGGAUGUUUUGCACUUUGUAUACUAGGAAAUCAAUCGGGGCUGCUUUUGUAUGUCACAGAAACUCUCAGAAUGAUCUACAACAGUUGUACUAGUAGUGGUGUUAACGUGAUGUAUUUGACAUUCCCUGCACUCAUUUUAUUCCAGUGAAGGUUUUUUUUUUUUUUUUUUUUUGGAGGAGGGGUGUGGGCAGGUUUUCAACCCCACAAUGUUGAGUGUCGUGGGACUUUAUGCAUGCUUUCAUCUCAGGAUGUCAACACAAACACACCUUGUUGUUGUGAACUGUACCACAAGAUGUUCUCCCCCUUUUUUGCUUGGAAACCAACCAACGUGUAGUAACAUAGUAAUUACAUUGGAACAAGGGCUCUUCUGACUCGUCGCGGCAUGAGCGAGGAUGUUGUCGCCACACAAGAAACACCUGAAAUCUGGUGCUGCAACAUCUGGUGGUCUAAACUGCCGGCCAAAAAGCUUCCUGACUGUUUUAUCUCCGGAGGGCUGGCCUCCGCGUGAUGCUGCACAUCCCUGUCACCAUCAACAACAAAAAAAAAAAGCAGAUACUGUUGAGUGUUUUUUUUCUAAAACUCACAAAUAUGAUGUUGUGGAUGUAUUGCCGAGCAAAAAAGAAAAAAAAAGAGAUACCUGCUCCAGCUGCUUUGUACAGUAUAUUUUCACCUUCUGAGGAUUCUGUCUUUUCUCAUUCGGGCUGGAAAAUGAUCAAACCAUGACUGUAAAAAUGAUUUGAGAAUGUAUGCUUGUUUAAAAAAAAGAAAAAAAUCGUCAUGGUGACAGUCGUGUCAAUCUAUAUUUUUCUAUUCUUCUGUCUGUACGACUCAAGAGACAAUAUGGAUGUGUGGGGCAAUGUACUGAUGUACUGUACA
Molecule: messenger RNA, 2518 nt
Organism: Scomber japonicus (chub mackerel)
Lineage: Eukaryota; Metazoa; Chordata; Actinopteri; Scombriformes; Scombridae
Gene: zdhhc2
Product: zinc finger DHHC-type palmitoyltransferase 2
Exons: 13
Coding region: 202-1305 (367 amino acids)
Biological process (GO): peptidyl-L-cysteine S-palmitoylation; protein targeting to membrane
Cellular component (GO): Golgi apparatus; endoplasmic reticulum
Molecular function (GO): protein-cysteine S-palmitoyltransferase activity
Source: RefSeq, a predicted model, not a curated record